Mercurialis annua (annual mercury) is the source of this 1035-nucleotide messenger RNA. RefSeq names its product leucine-rich repeat protein 2-like. The transcript is spliced from 7 exons. Bases 227 to 865 code for a protein of 212 amino acids. NCBI's taxonomy places the organism in Eukaryota, Viridiplantae, Streptophyta, Magnoliopsida, Malpighiales, Euphorbiaceae. The record is from RefSeq and is a predicted model, not a curated record. Gene Ontology annotation, molecular function: protein binding.
CUUCUCCACUUCACAACCCUUCCGUGACUGUCACUCCACUUUCUCUCUCUAACUCUCACUUUCUCUCUCUAAAACUUAUUCUAAAAGCACACUUAUUUUGACUUGACCCCAUUUCUAGUCUCCUUUCAUAAACACUUAAAAAAAUAUAAUUUCAUUCUUGGGUUUUUUUAAUUUUUCUUCACUUCUCUCUCUAAAAUUUCACUUAUCUCUCUAAAAAAACCAAAAAAUGGAAGCUUUUUCAUUCUUGAUCUUCUCUCUUCCCUUUCUCUUCCUUUUUUCCCCUUCUCUUUGUACAAAUUCUGAAGGAAAUGCUUUGCAUGCAUUGAGAAGUAAGCUGUCUGAUCCGACCAAUGUGUUGCAGAGUUGGGACCCAACUCUCGUUAAUCCUUGUACUUGGUUUCAUGUCACUUGUGAUUCUAACAAUCAUGUGAUUCGAUUGGAUUUGGGAAAUUCUAACAUUUCUGGAUCUUUAGGACCAGAAUUAGGCCAAUUGGAGCAUCUACAGUACUUGGAGCUUUAUAGGAAUGAGAUAGGAGGUAAAAUUCCAAAGGAGUUGAGUAAUUUGAAAAAUCUUGUUAGCAUGGAUUUGUAUGACAAUAAAUUUGAAGGAGAAAUUCCCAAGUCCUUUGCCAAAUUGAACUCAUUGAGAUUCCUACGGUUGAACAACAACAAGUUAAGUGGUUCCAUUCCUAGGGAGCUUACUACCCUUAAAGACCUCAAAGUUUUUGAUGUGUCUAAUAAUGAUCUCUGUGGAACAAUUCCGGUUGAUGGCCCUUUUUCUACUUUCCCAAUGGAAAGUUACGAAAACAACAGGCUGAACGGACCAGAGUUGAAGGGUCUCGUGCCGUACGACUUUGGAUGCUGAAGCCAACGCAACUCGACAUGGUUUAAUAUGAAGAAUGUGAUGGUAUAAGAUUUAACAAUGAUAAAUAUAUAGUAGUAGAAGGGUUUGGUUAACAUUGCUGAUUGUUGUAAUAUGCACUUGAGGUUGGUUCCAUAUAUGUAGAAAUAUGAAAUCAAAGUUAAACAUUGCAA